Messenger RNA from Uncinocarpus reesii 1704, 2421 nucleotides. RefSeq lists its product as uncharacterized. The coding region runs from base 1 to 2421 and encodes 806 amino acids. The record is from RefSeq and is a predicted model, not a curated record. Gene Ontology annotation, molecular function: aldehyde-lyase activity. The transcript has 8 exons. Gene Ontology annotation, biological process: carbohydrate metabolic process. NCBI's taxonomy places the organism in Eukaryota, Fungi, Ascomycota, Eurotiomycetes, Onygenales, Onygenaceae.
AUGCCUGGAGAAGUUAUUGAUAAGCCAAAUCCGAAGCCUUUGCCUUCUCACCUUCCCGAGUCUCUCGAUGAGUUGGGGAUUCAGCUGGACGUGAGACCGUUAGACAAAAAUGCCAUUGAUUCCCUGGCCAAGUUCCGUCGGGCUGCGAACUAUAUCGCGGCAGCGAUGAUAUUUCUCCGAGACAAUGCGUAUUUAAAACGCAAGUUGACUUUUGACGAUAUCAAGCCCCGGUUGUUGGGUCACUGGGGAACCUGUCCCGGUAUAAAUUUUGUUUAUUCUCACCUCAGCUAUCUGAUCUGCGAAUAUGACCUUGAUAUGCUGGCUGUUAUCGGCCCUGGCCAUGGAGCGCCCGCAAUCCUGGCUUCUCUUUGGUUAGAAAGAUCUCUGGAAAAAUUCUACCCCGAUUAUUCACGAGAUACGAGUGGCCUUACCAAAUUAAUUACGACGUUUAGCACCACGGGUGGUUUUCCAAGUCACAUCAAUGCGGAAACUCCAGGUGCAAUACAUGAGGGGGGCGAACUUGGCUAUGCUUUGGCGGUCUCCUUCGGUGCGGUAAUGGACAAGCCAGACAUGAUCGUUACUUGCAUCGUAGGAGAUGGCGAGGCUGAGAGUGGGCCAUGUACCGCGAGUUGGCAUUCCUACAAAUUUAUUGAUCCUGCAGAGUCUGGUGCGGUAAUACCAAUUCUCCAUCUCAAUGGAUUCAAAAUAAGCGAGCGCACGAUAUACGGGUGCAUGGAUGAUAAGGAACUUCUUGCGCUAUUCUCGGGUUUCGGCUAUCAACCUGUAAUUGUUGGGGAUCUAGAUAAUAUUGACUCCGAAUUUAACAGCGCGCUACGUUGGACUGUGACCGAGAUACGAAAGAUCCAAAAAGCCGCACGGUCCGGUAAUCCGAUUGUCAAACCGCGAUGGCCCAUGAUUAUUCUUCGGACGCCAAAGGGUUGGACGGGCCCGAAAAAAAUUCACGGAAAAAUCGUGGAAGGCUCCUUUCACGCGCAUCAAGUUCCUCUUCCCGCUGCAAAGAAGGACGACGAAGAAUUAAACGCAUUACAAGAUUGGUUGUCAUCCUAUCGCCCAAAUGAACUCUUUCAAGAGAAUGGGGACAUGAUUGAGGAGAUUAAGACCAUCCUCCCGAAAGAACAUUCAAAAAGGAUGGGCCAGCGACCGGAAGCCUACAAGGAACUAGCAACAGUUAACUUACCGGACUGGAAGCAGUUUGCUGCAGAAAAAGGUUCAAAUGAGAGUUCAAUGAAAACUAUAGGGGGUCUCAUUGACAAAUUGUUUGUGGACAACCCCCAUAGUGCGCGGUUAUUCAGUCCAGAUGAACUUGAAAGCAAUAAACUUGAUCAAGCCCUGGCUCAUACAAAUCGAAACUUUCAAUGUGAUCAAUUCUCCAAUGCAAAAGGUGGCCGAGUCAUUGAAGUGCUCAGCGAGCAUAUGUGUCAAGGGUUCCUUCAAGGGUACACUCUGACAGGAAGGCUUGGUAUCUUUCCAUCAUAUGAAAGUUUCCUUGGAAUUAUUCAUACCAUGAUGGUGCAGUAUUCCAAGUUCAAUAAAAUGGCCCGGGAAACAACAUGGCAUAGGGACUUAUACAGCCUGAACUAUAUCGAGACGAGUACAUGGACUCGUCAAGAGCAUAACGGGUUUUCCCACCAGAAUCCAUCAUUCAUUGGGGCUGUGAUGAAUCUAAAACCGGACUAUGCGCGCGUCUACCUUCCACCAGACGCGAAUACGUUUCUUUCCACAUUGUCUCAUUGCUUGAAGUCAAAGAAUUACGUUAACCUAAUGAUUGGGUCUAAACAGCCCACGCCCGUUUACUUGAGCCCCGAAGAAGCAGAAAAUCACUGUCGAGCAGGAGGCUCCGUGUGGAAAUUCGCCAGCACAGAUGAUGGCUUGGACCCGGAUGUCACUAUCGUCGGGAUUGGAACAGAACUUACGUUCGAAGUUAUCCAAGCCGCGUCUAUAUUGAGGAAGCGCGUCCCGGAACUACGUGUUCGCGUGGUCAACGUGACAGAUCUCAUGAUCCUUGGAGUGGAAAACAGACAUCCACAUUCCCUUUCUGAUGAGGCAUUCGAUGCGCUCUUCACCCCAGAUCUACCUGUACACUUCAACUACCACGGCUAUGAGACCGAGUUGAAGGGGUUAUUGUUUGGAAGGCCAAAACUGCAACGUGUGAGCAUCGCUUCAUACAAGGAAGAAGGCAGCACUACAACGCCGUUUAAUAUGAUGUUGGUCAAUGGAGUUUCGCGCUUCCAUGUUGCCAAAGCCGCCGUCAGGGGAGGCUCAGUUCGAAAUGAGAGAGUGAGGCUUAGGCAGCAGGAGCUCGUCACUGCUUUUGAUCAUGAGAUCCAUGCAACUUCCAAGUAUAUCCUCGAGAACCAGAAAGACCCAGAUGAUAUGUAUGAUAUGCCCAAAUUCGACUAG